AUGCACCCCAAAAGAAGAGGGCCCUUAAAAGACCCUUUAAAUUCCUUUAACUUUGAAGUUGCUGCUACACUGAGCUGUGUAAACAGCCCCAAAGGUCUGCUGCAUGCGCACGCAGCGCUUCGUAAAGGAAGGGCCCCUCUGUCUCCUCCUCAUAGACCUAAAAGAAAUGCUGCUGCGCUGGAAUCUGCUGCUGGCGCUGCUGCUGCUGAAACCAUCGAUACACCCCGACGCGGCUUACAGAAAACAGCAGAGCGAAGCCCCAAGAGCAUCUCAACAGCAGCAGCAGCCAAAGCAGCAGCAACAACAACAGCGGCAGCAGCAGCAGCAAACGCUUGCUGCGCCCUCAGGCAGCAAGAACAUACAAACAAAAGGAGACGCAGCUCCCGACUUGCAUGCAUGAUAACAGCAGCAGAGCCUAAUGGCUUCAACAACAAUACAAGUGUCUCUAAAGGAGAAUUGUCUCUAAAGAGCAGCAGCACCAGGGCUGAAGAGGGGCCCCUCAAGGGGCCCCUCAAAGGGCCCCCUUUGAAUAAAGAAGAAGAUAAAGCAUUGAGGUGGGGCCCCCAGGGCCCCUCGGAGCCCGUUGGUGUUGUUGAGUGUCGCCAAGCCCUAAAGAAAGAAGCUGAUGCUGAGGAGACACCUCAACAUUGUGUAGCUGUUGCUAAGAUAAGAGAAGAGACAGACAGAAGGGGGCAUAAUAGGAGAUCAAUUCGUUGUACCAAUCGCUUUAAAGAGUAUUUGAAUGUAAAGUUAAAUAAAGAAAGGAGACAGAGACAAUAUAAGGGGACAGCUAUCUUAAGCAGCAGAAACGAAGAGCUUAUCUUGCUGCCCUACGAAAAUAAACAAAACAACAGAGCAGCAGCAACAGAGAUGUCUCCUUCUUGCAGCAGUAAUGCACACAGAAAGAGACUAUUAACAUCUGUCAGCCCCUCGCAUAAGGAGACACCAUCAAGUGUCUCCUCAGCGCCUUAUCAAAGAAGCAAACCCUUACAAACCCCAAACAAAAGGAGACAGUUUGUAGCAUUAAAUGAAAGGACUCCUGCUGCAGCAAGUGUAUUGGCUGCAGCAGCAGGCCCUAAGCUGAUACGUCGGAAGAUCCGGCCAGCAGCGGCAGCUCGAGCAGCAGCAGCAGCAGCAGCAGCAAGCAGAGCAGCAGCCAGAGCAGCAGCCAAAGCAGCAGCUGCUGCAGCUACAGGUAUGUCUGUCUCUGCAGCUUCAGCUGCUUCAUUUGUUGUUACUUCGAAGACACCCCCAACAGAGACAGAGGCCAGCAAUGGAGACACCGCAAAGGAGACAUUUCUUGAUGUCUGCUUUGACGCCUUCUUUCAACAAGCAGUAGAGUUCCUAGAUGAGGAGACAGCAGCAGCAGCAGCAACAACAACAACAGCAGCAACAGCAGCAGCAACAACAACAAAUACAACAACAGCAACAACAACAAAAACGUCAACAGCAGCACCACUAGCAGCACCAACGGCAACAGCAGCAGCAGCAACAGUAACAGUAACAGCAACAGAAGCAGCAACAGCAAAACCAACAGCAACAGCAGCAGCAAAAAGAGCAGCAGCACCAGCACCAGCACCAGCAACAGUAACAGCAACAGCAGCAGCAGCAGGUGUACCCCAGCCAGCUGCAGGACAAGGAGACAGUUUUUGCUUCAAUGCAAAUCAGCAGGUCUUUGACGGAGACACUGAGGGCUCAGGGAGGCCGCUGCCACCAACUGUACGUGUUGUAAAGAGACAGGUGAUGCAGCAGCAGGUGCAGCAGCAGAUGCAGAAAGCAGCAGAUGCAGGGGUGUCUCUGCUGCCCCUUCUGACUGCUGCUGUGCAGCAGCUGGCGAGAGGGGCAGCAGCAGCAACUGCAGCAACAGCAGCCUCAAGGGACCCUCCAGCAGCACGCAAAACAUCUUUUGUUGACUACUGGCUUCAACAGGAGACAGAUAAAUCUUUCUCUUGCGGUGUAGCAGCAGCAGCAGCACCGGGCUCUUCUUAUACCGAGGGACAGGCCCCAGUACCUGCGCAAAUGAAGGGGCUUCAGCAAGCACCCGUACAGCAGCGGCAGCAACAGCAGCAACAGCAGCAACAGCAGCAGCAGCAGCAGAGGCAACAACAGGUGCAACGGCAACAGCAAAUGCAGCAACAGCAACUGCAGCAGCAAGGUCGGCAGCAUGCUGCUGCUAGCAGCAGCAUAUUUGGGGCCGAGGCGCAGCAAGGGCUUCACCUAGGAGAGUCCUCUUGCAUGCAGCAGCUAGCAGAAGUGAAUCUGCUGCAGAUGGUUUGCGAGCGUCAAUAUAAAUUGUCUGUUGCGAGGGAGCUGCAUGCAGUAGCUGCUCUUUCUUCUGCUGCUUCUGUGCAAGGAAGAGGCCCCUCCCGCAGCUGCUGCUCCCCGUUGCAGCAGGAGGUGCAGCAGCAGCUGCAGCAGCAGCAACAGCUGCUGCAGCAAGUGCAGCAAGACCUACUAGGAGAAAGGUUUCAGCAGCUCGUGCUGCUUGAGCACCUUCAUAUGCUUCUCUUAGUGAGAAGGCUUCUCUAUACAAACUUCAAAACGACGGAGACACUUAGGCUGAAGUGUCUCCUCCAGCCCCCAAAGUGCAGCAGCAAACAACAGCAGCACACUGCACACAAAGUGAUACGCAUGCAGCCCCAUAAUAAAUCCAAAGAGACUGCAGCAGCAGCUGCUGCAGCAGGUGCAGCAACUUCUGCAGCAACGGCUGCAGCAGCGCCAGAAGGUGAAAUAAGCAGCAGCAGCAGCCGCAAAGAAGAGCUUCCUGUUGAGGCAUCAGAAGACGUUUCAUGA
This is a messenger RNA of Eimeria acervulina, 2793 nucleotides long. RefSeq lists its product as hypothetical. Bases 1 to 2793 code for a protein of 930 amino acids. Gene Ontology annotation, biological process: regulation of transcription by RNA polymerase II. The record is from RefSeq and is a predicted model, not a curated record. Gene Ontology annotation, molecular function: transcription coregulator activity. The transcript has 2 exons. NCBI's taxonomy places the organism in Eukaryota, Apicomplexa, Conoidasida, Eucoccidiorida, Eimeriidae. Gene Ontology annotation, cellular component: nucleus; SWI/SNF complex.